GAGGCCUUGGUCAUCCCCGGAAUUUGGAGGAGCUCCAAGAAACAAGAGCGGAAAGUCUUGGUCUGAGGUGGUGUCCACAGAUCACAGAGCAGAGGAGGCUCAGGAGUCCAGGCAUCUGAAUCCUCAACACCAAGUGCUUGCUGUCCUUAAGGAUCCUCAGCACAUCCUCCUGAUCAGAAGACACAGCCCAGCCAGCUCAGCCAUGGCCUCCAGUCAGAGGAACCAAUCCAGUGAGCACUGCAUCCCUCAGGAGGAGGAUCUAUGGACCUCCCCAGACAUAGCCGUCCUUCAGUUGCUGUGCCCUCUGUACCAAGAUAAGAAGCUAAUUAAACUGGUGCCUAUCCUGCUCCAAAAGUUUCAAAACAAGACGUCUAUCACCAAGUGGGAAAUGCAGAAUAAUAUAGAACCCCGUCACCGCAGGGAGUUCUCCCCAUUAUUCAAGGCAAUCUGUGAGUGCAUGCGUCUGGCCUUUGGCAUUGAUGUGCAGGAAGUGGAUCACAGUAGGAAAAAAUAUGUCCUUAUGCCCAUCUUAGGCCUCACUUAUGAUGGGAUACUGGGUGAUGAUUUGCAGAGCAUUUCCAAAAUCAACCUUCUGGUAGUCAUCCUUAUCAUCAUCUUAUGGAAGGGAAACCGUAUCAGUGAGGUGGAUUUAAGGGAAUUCCUGAGAAGAAGGGAAAUGUUACCUGAGAGGAAGCGCUUUGUUAUUGGGGAUCCCUGGGACUUCAUCACGAAGGAUUUGGUACAGCUACAAUACUUGGAGUAUAGGCAUGUGCGCUACAGCAAUCCUGCUCAGUACGAGUUCCUGUGGGGUCCAAGGGCCCAUGCUGAAACGAGCAAGAUGAAAGUCCUAGAGCAUUUGGCCAAGGUGAACAGGCGCGAUCCCUGGUCCUACACACGUCUCUAUGCCGAGGCUUUGAGAGAGGAGCAAGAGGAUGGGCAUUGCUGUAUUAUGGGCCAGUGAAGGGGCAACGUGCCAGCCAGCGACAGGGAGUGCUCCUCAUCACAUCGCUGUCUACUUCCCACCGCAUGUGAAAUGAGUCCCAUUCUUCAGUUCGUGUUUCUAGAUAUCACACUUUUCUUGGUACUCCAGAGCUAGGUGAGAAAUAAAAUCCCAUGCACAUCACCUCUAUAUCUGUUGUGUUUAGGUUACUCAGAAAUGGACUUGUGUGUUCUUUAUGCUUUUUGUACGUCUUGCUCCUUUUCGCAAAUUUGGCAUGGCUUGCACAUAUUAUUUGCAUAAUAUACUGAUCCCAUGCGUCUUUUCACUUUUGAGAUAUUGAUGGUUCUUUGUGAUGGCAGGAAUUUUGCUCUUCCUUUCUAAAUGCCAGCAUCAUUUGUAUUUUAUUGAGACAACUUGGAGAGCUUUCAUUUUAUUUUGAAGAAAAAUCAUAUGAAUUUCCUUGGCAAUGUGUAAGAAAUUUCCAAGUUAAAUGGAAUGCUGGAAUAGAUAAAAAUAUUUAUAUGUAUAAAAAUAUUUAUUUUUAGUUGUUUUCAUAAACUAUUAAAAUAUAUG
Messenger RNA from Chinchilla lanigera (long-tailed chinchilla), 1513 nucleotides. RefSeq names its product melanoma-associated antigen 8-like. Gene Ontology annotation, cellular component: nucleus. Lineage: Eukaryota; Metazoa; Chordata; Mammalia; Rodentia; Chinchillidae. The transcript has 4 exons. Bases 203 to 961 code for a protein of 252 amino acids. The record is from RefSeq and is a predicted model, not a curated record. Gene Ontology annotation, biological process: negative regulation of transcription by RNA polymerase II.